Acaulospora morrowiae is the source of this 191-nucleotide messenger RNA. Lineage: Eukaryota; Fungi; Glomeromycota; Glomeromycetes; Diversisporales; Acaulosporaceae. The record is from the annotation of a GenBank genome assembly.
AUGUCGCAAGAAACAAAACAAAAAGGUUUGAAGCAGGAUGACUUUCGAAAGUUGUUGCAAACUCCAAGGCCUGGAGACACCCCGGCUAAAGGAAUGCUUGGUAUGGCAACUCCGAGACAGAGGCCACCACAGACACCAAAAGUUGGAACAUUUGCAAAACCGGAAAUACCUUCUGUAAAAUCAAAAAAGAG